Molecule: messenger RNA, 972 nt
Organism: Hansenula ciferrii
Lineage: Eukaryota; Fungi; Ascomycota; Saccharomycetes; Phaffomycetales; Wickerhamomycetaceae
Gene: ARG3
Product: ornithine carbamoyltransferase
Exons: 1
Coding region: 1-972 (323 amino acids)
Biological process (GO): L-citrulline biosynthetic process
Cellular component (GO): mitochondrion
Molecular function (GO): ornithine carbamoyltransferase activity; amino acid binding
Source: RefSeq, a predicted model, not a curated record
AUGCUUGGUAGAAAGGGCGUACGUCAUUUAAUUUCCAUCAGUGAUCUUACAAACAAAGAGUUUGAAGUCUUAGUCAACAAAGCUCAAACUUUCAAACAAAUUUAUAAGAAUGGAUCACCACAAGAGUUUGCCUCUAAUCAUCAAAAACUCUUAGGGAAAACAGUUGCUUUGGUAUUUUCCAAGAGAUCCACUAGAACCAGAAUUUCAUCGGAAGGUGCUGCUGCCUUUUACGGUGCUACCCCUAUGUUUUUAGGUAAGGAUGACAUUCAGUUAGGCGUCAAUGAAUCCUUUUAUGAUACUACAAAGGUUUUGUCAUCAAUGGUCUCUACUGUCUUUGCAAGAGUCAACUCACACUCAGAAAUUCAACAAUUGGCUGAACAUUCAUCGGUUCCAAUCUUAAAUUCAUUAUGUGAUACUUAUCAUCCUCUACAAGCGAUUGCUGAUCUCUUGACAAUUAAGGAGGCAUUCCAAGAUACAAAAGGGUUAAAAUUGGCGUGGAUUGGUGAUGCUAAUAAUGUCAUAAAUGAUUUAGCUAUUGCUUCAUUGAAAUUAGGUAUCAAUGUUUCUGUUGCUACUCCAAUUGGGAUUGAAAUGGAUAAAAAGAUUUUACAAACAGCUGAAGAAGUUAGUAAAGAAACCGGUGCUAGUUUUGAACACACACACGAUCCAAAAGCCACUGCAACCAAUGCAAACAUAUUAGUAACUGAUACUUUUGUCUCCAUGGGUGAAGAAUCAGAGACUGCUAAAAAAUUGAAACAGUUUGAAGGGUUCCAAAUUUCUGAAGAACACACAAAAUUGGCUAAUAAAGAUUGGAAGUUCAUGCACUGUCUACCUCGUCACAAGGAAGAAGUCACUGAUGAAGUUUUUUAUAACAAGAAUUCAUUAGUUUUUGAAGAAGCUGAAAAUAGAUUAUAUGCGGCUAUUGCAGCUUUAGAAGUAUUUGUUGUGAAUAAAGGUGAUUUCUCAAAAUAG